GAGCGAGAUCGCCGCCGCCGCUGUCGUCGUCACCGCCGCCCGCCGUCGCCGUCGCAUUCGCGGAGCAGCACGCCAGCAUCGGUCGACGGGCGGAGACGCCGUGGAGCGCGCGCGAACGCUCGCGGGCGAUGUCGUGACGCGGUGACCAGCGGUGACAGCGACUCGCGCUUCUCGUGUCUUCUACCGUGUCUCCGUCGAGACAGAGAGAGAGAGAGAGAGGAGGGGGAGAGAGAGGGGGAAAUAGAGAGAAGGUGGGAGAGAGACGUCGCCGCGGUUGUCUUUCUCCUCGCUACGUCCCGCGCUUCGAUUCCUCGUCGUCGUCGUCGCCGUCGUCGAAUAAUCCCGAAGGAAGAAAAGGAGGAAGGGCGAGAGCGUCGCGCUCGCGAGAAUUGAUCGUGCGCAUACGUGCGCGAGCGAGCGAGUGCGAGCGAGCGAGCGAGCGAGCGAGCUUAACCUGCCUACCUGGCCGUUGCCGCGAACGCGAGCGGCGCGCCACGAAAACUCGCUGGUGCAUGAAUAGUACAUGAGUCGACUGGACGGUGCCGAUCCGCGGGGUCGCUCAUGGAGGAUAGCCGAGUGUGACGGUAGCUGGCGACGUGCGGGACUCCACAAGGUGGCACGGGGAUAACGUCAAGGUUACCGCCAGCCCAACCAGAGAUUCUUCCACUGAUGGCCACGUCGGCACAUCUCUAGCGACACUGUUUCAUCACAAUCAGACAUAAUGCUGGUCACAUAGCGUAUACCGGGCUACAAACCACACUCUUGGACGCAAAUCUCCCGAAAGACCUAUGCGCUGCGCGGCAUAGGAAAUUCAACUAGGAUACUUAGGAUAUUUAAUGUCAAGUGCACACUUGGGCGUCACUUUUCAACUCAACACUUGCUUCCGCAUUCGAGUAGUACUGCAUCCCCCGCGGCGAGAACAAGACCUCCAUUGAUCAACUCCUCCAUCCAUUGAAGAUGACCAGCAGACUCGAGGAGACAGAGCAGAAAUGGACUUGCGAGUACUGCACCUAUGAGAAUUGGCCCUCCUCUCUAAAAUGCACCAUGUGCAGGGGCGCCAAGCCUCUCCUGGGCGAGGACAUCUAUCGUCUUCGGGACCCCAGCCCUCAAAGAGGUUCCUCCAACGUCGCUUCCGGCCCCGUCUCCCAGAUAAGCCCCACGGACAACUUUACCUCGCAAAAUUACAGCCAGAAUCUGCCUUCGGCGGGGAAGUGGGCCUGCAGUAUGUGCACUUAUCUUAAUUAUCAGAAUACAACGCGGUGCGUACAGUGCAGCAACCGGAAGCCGGUCAAUCAGUCUGUCAAUUCAUUAGCAUCGAAUCUACAUGAACAUUUAGCGCCGCUGCGACUAGCCGAUGGACCACCCAACUCGGGAUCAAAUUCCCAACUGAAUCCCUCGCCAAUUAAUCUCCAUCCGGAAAGAUUGUACAAUAUGCACCCAGAGAAAUGGUCCUGUCACGUGUGUACUUACGAGAACUGGCCCAAGGCGACCAAAUGCGUCAUGUGCGGCCACCUGAAGGAGAAGGAUAGAAGGGACAAGGGUACGCAGGGAAACGUAGGGGUGAUUUUACCGAGUCCCGAGAGGGAACACAGUCAGCGGGGUUUGCCAUCGCCCCCACACGCACCUUAUAUUCAUCAGACGCAGAGAGAGGAUAAUUUAGCGAUAGGAAGGAGAGGUCCACAUAGAUAUACGGAGAGCCGUAACGAUAGUUUGUCAACUCCUCAAUCUCCAAAUAACUGUGAUUACGAGCGUCGAUUGAAGCAGUUGAGACGCCACACCGAUUGGUGCUGGCUCAACGCUUGUCUCGGUAUUGUCGAAGGUGACAACACUCCUGUUGAAGCUUACCUGGCGAGCGGCGGCGAUCCUGCCCGCCAAUUGACGCAUUCUGAGGUCUUGCUCCUCAAUAGAAGCAGCGCGUUUGACGUUGGGCACACUUUGGUGCACUUGGCUAUUAGGUUUCAAAGGGAAGAUAUCUUAGCAACGUUACUAUCUCAAAUUGAAGGUUCGGGCUCGGGAGUGAAAAGGGUACCGAGUUACGUCGCACCUGAUCUCGCGGUACAGAUUCGCCGACAUGUCACCAAUAGUAUACGCUUACGCAAGGGCUCGUUUCCCUGUUAUUUUGUUACCGACAUGGCCACCUUUGCGUUGCCAGCCGAGGUUGAGGAUCUGCCGAGCAUUGUACAAGAGCAGAUGCUAGAGGAAUUGUUAGAUAAGGAAGCUCAACAGCAAUUGGAAGGCGGUGGUGGCGAACCGCCAGCUCUAAAUUGGUCUUUAGAAAUUACUGAACGAUUAGGUAGUCGUUUACACGCACUCUGGAACCGCUCGGCCGGUGAUUGUCUUCUGGAUUCUGCUAUGCAGGCCACUUGGGGUGUUUUCGAUAGGGACAAUGCUCUCAGGAGAGCGCUCGCUGACACCCUACAACAAGCGGGGCAAUUCUUUUAUCCUCGUUGGAGAGAGUAUGAAGCCUCGCAAGCAUCUAGGAUGUUAGAUUUCACUUUAGAAGAGACGCAGUGGCAAGAAGAUUGGGAAAGCUUGCUGGCAACGGCUGCUCAACCCGGAAGCGCGUUAGAACAAUUACAUGUGUUUGCCCUUGCCCACAUUUUAAGACGACCUAUUAUAGUCUAUGGAGUUAAAUACGUUAAAAGUUUCCGCGGUGAAGACAUAGGAUAUGCGAGAUUUGAGGGCGUCUAUCUACCACUAUUAUGGGAACCUUCAUUUUGCAUCCGUUCGCCAAUCGCAUUGGGCUAUACCCGUGGCCAUUUCACGGCACUGGUUCCAAUCGAGCCGUACGCUUCGUCCAGAAUACCGCCCCUCGCAACCCACGGGGUAGUGAGUGGAAACAACAGUCCACUCGAGCAGCUACAAAUCCAGAUGCAGACCACCUUUAUGCCACUAAUGGAUCGUGAGCAUAAGCUCCUGCCAAUACACUUUCUCACGACGGAUGAGAUCGGUCGCGAGGAGUCCAUCUAUAAAGAGUGGUUAGACGUAUGCAGAACCGAGGGUGGAAUUCUAGUAGCACAGCAGAAACUCCACAAAAGACCGCUGCUCGUUGCGCAGAUGUUGGAAGAGUGGUUGAACCAUUAUCGUAGAUUGGCUCAAACCAACGAGGCACCCUUCUCGAGACCACCCACAUUGCAGGAUUAUAGUAGCGACGGUGAUACCGAAGAUGAGUAAUGCAGUAAUUUUAAGAGAGAAGUGUUGCGACUGACAUGAGAAGCAUCUCCAUUUCACAAGUUGAUUCUCGACCGAAAAUUAUAUAAUGGUUAGUAUUAUAAAACGAAAUACGUGAACGCCGUACUUUUAUGAAUAACUCGAUACAGAGAAACUACUACGUCCAUACACUGGCAAUGUAUGAUUAGAGAAAUUGAAAAUACUGUCACAUUGCUAUGGAUCAUUUUGCAAGCAAACAUUGUAAGGUUUGAAAUAGGAUUUACAAAUUGUGUAUCAAACUACAUAGUGCUACUUCAAUUAUUGAGUUAUUAUCAUUGUACAAAUCCUAUAAUUAAAUUGCCUAUACAUUUUCACAAGUGUUCAGUUAUGACAUAGCGAAACAAUGCUAGUUUGUUGCAAAAAUCUUUUCUUGCAGAAAAAAUUAUUUUAUUGUGAUAAAACAUGGAAAGAAAAUAGGAAUUUAAUUUAUGGAUAUGGAAAAGGGAAUGUUGGAUAUAUUAUAUAUAUAUAUAUAUAUAUAAGUAUGGAAAUGUUUAAACAAUACGUAUAAGUGUUAUACAAUUCAUUGCCAGUGACGGUGAGCGAAAGUGGGGAAACAUUGUCGUUUGUUACACAUUGUCGAAUCGUUUUGCAUAAUAAUAGAAAUUUAAUUGUUAGGCUAUUGAAAAUAACAUUUUUUCACAGAUAGUUUGUAAAAAUAUAGUCUCGGAGGGGGAAAAGAAUAAAAAACUUUUUCUCUCGCAAUUUAUUGCGGAAUUGUGCGGAAACGUUCGGAGCGUUCGUUUGUCGCGUUCCAUAAUGGCAAACAAAACAAGUGUGAUUUAAUGGCAGACUUUUUAGUUGAUUUUUCUUUUCUAAAAAGGAAGAAAACUUACAUCUUAAUAACCUUUUUGAAUAAUGACUUUCAAGAUAUAAUCACUUAAAAAUUAAUUUAAAUAUUGAUCGUCGAUUGCAAGUUUCUUAUCCUCAAUUUUAUUUAACUAAUACAGUUAAACUUUGAACUAAAAAUAAGGAAAUUUUGAAUUAAAAUUUGGUGUAAAAGAUUGUUUUUAUUUUUGGAGAGUUAAUGCUCUUUUUCAGGAAAAAUAUUUAAGUAUAAAUUUUUACUUGAAUGUAUUUAAAAUAAAUUAGAAAUAACUUUUUGUUGGCUAUAAAAUCUGUCAUUAAAGAUACAGAACAUCUUAUCUAAUGACAUGUUCCGACAUUCCCGAGACGCAAUCCUUCAAGAUAGUAAUAUAGAAAAAUCAACAAAUUCCGUGUAUAAUCGUCUUUAAGUCGUUUCACUUGUUAUUACUUAGAGCUGCGUUAAGGAAAUCAAGCAGCAGAACACAAACGAACAACGAUUUGUCCCUUUUUAAUGAUUGAAAUCGCGCGGAUCUAGAGCGUUUAUCUCCAAUGGUAUGUUAAUAGGAAAAAAAAUAUAGCUAACGGACUUGUGAAAAACUGUGCUUUUUGCUCUGUAAAGAAAAAAAAGGUUUAAUUUUUAUGCGAGGGGUGUAAUAUAUUAUUAUCUAGUAAUAAUAAUAUAUUAAAUUUUCCGCGUAAGUGUGGUUCACAAUCGUGUUGAAUAUUAUAUAUAACACUAUACAAACUUUUAUAAAAAAUGAUGAGGAAGGAAUUAAAGAGAUGAGUAGCACAUACGUUUAAGCGUUAGGAUUAUUAUCGAACAGCCGAUACACACACACGCACUCACACAUCUAACGACGCAUUCUAGCGAGAGAACAAGCGAUUGUAACAAAUCUUUAAUCAAAAAAGUACAAAAAUCGCUAGAAACGUUUCUUCGGAAAUACUUCUUCGUUUUUUCGACGUAAUAAUAAUAGUCUUCGUUUCUUACUAUUUAAUUUCUAUAACAACAAUGUAGCGUCUAGUCCUUUUGCAUAUAGCACCACAUCGCGUUUUUCUUUCUUUCUUAAUUAUCAAUUAAUGCGCGGUUGGAAGUCAUGUGAUGAAAAUAAAUGAAAAAGGCUGGAAAGGAUCAAAAUCAGAUCAAGAAACCGGUGUAAUUCUGUCGGAUUUCGAUUUAUCAAUUUUCGAAAUAGAUUUCGGAAUUGAAGAAAAAUAAAGCUCUUUAUGAAAUAAUAUAAAAUGUAACAUUUUGAACAUGAUGUGAUAUGAAAAAGGUUGUAUUAUUAUUAUUAA
Messenger RNA from Vollenhovia emeryi, 5310 nucleotides. It is a transcript of the gene trbd, whose product is annotated as ubiquitin thioesterase trabid. The record is from RefSeq and is a predicted model, not a curated record. Gene Ontology annotation, cellular component: cytoplasm; nucleus. Gene Ontology annotation, molecular function: cysteine-type deubiquitinase activity; K63-linked polyubiquitin modification-dependent protein binding. Bases 958 to 3174 code for a protein of 738 amino acids. Gene Ontology annotation, biological process: protein K33-linked deubiquitination; protein K29-linked deubiquitination; positive regulation of Wnt signaling pathway. The transcript has 8 exons. Lineage: Eukaryota; Metazoa; Arthropoda; Insecta; Hymenoptera; Formicidae.